GGAUUUAAUAAUGUUUGGAAUCCGGUUAUCACUAAAUACAUUUUUUCUAGAGAGAGAGUCUACUCUCUCUGUUUAUGUAAGAGUGUGUGGUGGGGGUAGAGAGAGAAACAGAAGAGUCAGAGAGAGAAACCGUGUUCUUAAGCCAAGGAUCUCAAAUCUCAACUACAACCCAACGGCUUUACUUUUCUGUAGGUGAAACCCUCCUAAUCUCACCUUAAACCUAUCUGAUUUUUUGUUAAUAUCCACUAUUUUCUUUUAGAUCUACUAAUUUUUCUGUUCUUUGAUACACCAAUUUUUGUGGGUCUCAUCUUUUUUGGUUUAAUUUUUCAUUUUUAGUAGAUUUUUCCCUUUUCCCACUUAUAUAUUGAAUUAAGCUCAAAGUUUGUAUCUUUUGGCUUAUCUCAAAGAAAGGGUUGGUGGGUUAUCUAUUGGAAGGUUGGAGUAAAAUUUAUGUAUCCAUAUCAGAGGAGAAUUGGGUGAAUAGAGAUUUCCAAUAAAGCACAUGUCUUUCCGAAGUAUUGUCCGUGACGUAAGGGAUGGUUUCGGGAGCUUGUCGAGGCGGAGUUUUGAAGUGAGGCUUUCGGGUCAUCUCCGGGGAAAAUCACAUGGGUCAGUAUAUGAGUUAAACGAUCCACCUAUUGUUAUCCAGAACAGCAAAUGGGCUAGCCUGCCACCGGAGCUUUUACGUGACGUAAUUAAGAGAUUAGAGGCUAGUGAAAGUACAUGGCCUGCUCGGAAACAUGUCGUUGCUUGUGCUGCUGUUUGCAGAUCAUGGAGAGAUAUGUGCAAAGAAAUUGUCAGGUGCCCCGAGUUGUCGGGAAAACUUACGUUCCCAGUCUCACUAAAGCAGCCCGGCCCACGGGAUGGAACGAUUCAGUGCUUUAUCAAGCGAGAUAAAUCAAACUUAACUUAUCACCUUUUCCUUUGUCUUAGCCCUGCUUUGCUAGUCGAGAAUGGGAAAUUUCUUCUUUCGGCAAAGCGGACCAGGAGAACAACUUGUACAGAGUAUGUCAUCAGUAUGGAUGCAGAGAACAUAUCGAGGUCCAGUAGCACUUACAUAGGGAAACUAAGAUCAAAUUUCCUGGGAACCAAAUUCAUCAUCUACGAUACACAGCCGCCGUACAACAGUUCUCAGUCAUCACCUCCAGGACGUACGAGCAAAAGGUUCUACUCGAAGAAAGUCUCUCCAAAAGUUCCCUCGGGGAGCUACAACAUUGCCCAAGUCACAUACGAGCUGAAUGUUCUCGGCACACGGGGCCCACGCAGGAUGCACUGUGUGAUGCAAUCAAUCCCUGCCUCCUCACUAGAGCCAGGUGGAAACGUCCCGGGCCAACCCGAGCUCCUUCCUCGAUCACUCGAAGACUCUUUCCGUAGCAUGUCCUUUUCAAAAUCAAUCGACACCUCCACCGAGUUUAGCAGUUCCCGAUUCUCGGACAUUAUGGGUCCUCGUGAUGAUGAUGAAGAGGGUAAGGAGAAACCGUUGAUUUUACGAAACAAAGCCCCAAGAUGGCACGAACAACUGCAAUGUUGGUGUCUUAACUUCCGAGGAAGGGUAACAGUCGCUUCAGUGAAGAACUUCCAGCUAAUUGCGGCAGCACAACCUCCUCCGCCUCCCGGAGCAACGACCCAUUCUCAACCCGCUCCAUCAGAUCAAGAUAAAAUCAUCCUCCAAUUCGGGAAAGUAGGCAAAGACAUGUUCACCAUGGAUUACCGAUAUCCUCUUUCCGCGUUUCAGGCUUUCGCGAUCUGUUUGAGCAGCUUCGACACUAAAUUGGCUUGUGAAUAGUAGGAAUUCAGUAUCGAAAAAAUCGGACAAAAACAUUUUAAGUCCGGAGAACAUUUAGCAGGACAUAAUCCUCACAUCACAUGUGUUUUUCGUCGUAGGUUAAUUAGCUGUUGUGUGUUUGAAAUUGUCAUUUGUAUAACCUCGGAUCGAUGGAAGUUCAUUGGAAGGUCUGUUUACCGCCCCUUCUAUCGAAGAUGUAUCAUUGUAUGCGAUCUUGGAUCUUCCCUGAAUGUUUAUGAAUUCUUGUGACAAAUAGUGCCAGUAAAAGGAUUCAACAAUUGCCCAA
Amaranthus tricolor (Joseph's coat) is the source of this 2072-nucleotide messenger RNA. RefSeq names its product tubby-like F-box protein 8. The record is from RefSeq and is a predicted model, not a curated record. Lineage: Eukaryota; Viridiplantae; Streptophyta; Magnoliopsida; Caryophyllales; Amaranthaceae. Gene Ontology annotation, molecular function: protein binding. The transcript has 6 exons. Bases 503 to 1786 code for a protein of 427 amino acids.